GGACAAGGCGAUUUUCCCGGGCAGGCCACUUCCUUGUUCUCCCACGACGACAGGCCAUUACAUGGGGCCGAGAUGGUCAACAACAUCUUUCGAGGGCGGUCGGCCAAGAAGAUAAAAUGUCCGGCAGCCCCAAGACUUUGUGGGGGUCUGAUUCUCGGCAUCCUUCACUUCGCUCCUGACUUCUACGCAAGAACAACUUCCACUCAUUCAAACGUCUCUCGUUAAUCCAUCAUCCAUCAUGCACUACUCAGGACUCCUCCAGACGGCCGCCGCCGCGGCCAUGGUCGCCGUUGCCCGCGCCGACAACUGGGGCGGUUCAGUCUCCCUCGGCCCAACCACCUCGACCAUCGUCAAGGCUGUUACGACGCUCAUUCCCGGUGUGGCUCCUUCAACCCAGAGCGGCGUACUGUUCCUCUGGCCCGGCAUGUCCAACGGCACUGGCGACCUUGUGCAAGCGACCCUUGAGUCGUGGUCCGAUAACUCGUGGUGUGGUGCUGCCAAGGGCCAGUGGUGUGUUCGUGCCUCCCUCUUCGGCUCCUUUGGCCAGCUCGACGGCGACGCCAGCCCUGUGUCUGGCGACCAAAAGGUCAAGAUCGUCUACGAGCUGCUCUCGGAUAACGACACCUGGCGCCAGACCGUCACCGACGCCGACACUGGCAAGCAGCUCAGCACAUUUGAACACAAGUCCGGCCCCUUCAUGAGGGGCUACGGCACCGGCACCGAGUGCAACGCGGGCUGCAGCCCCACUGUUGCCGAGCAGCGGUACAUCGAUACUGAGAUCACCCUCGCCGGAUCUGACCCCAACUUUGGAAAGACCAUUUCCACCGCGCAGAAGGCCACCUACUCGGGUCUCUCGAACAGCCAGAACGGCAAAGUCUGGACUAUCAAGGAGAUUGUUGUGCCCAAGAUGGUUUAG
Messenger RNA from Diaporthe batatas, 916 nucleotides. RefSeq lists its product as uncharacterized. Lineage: Eukaryota; Fungi; Ascomycota; Sordariomycetes; Diaporthales; Diaporthaceae. The record is from RefSeq and is a predicted model, not a curated record. The transcript has a single exon. Bases 239 to 916 code for a protein of 225 amino acids.